CAUUUUGGUCAACACCCUGCUUACUGCGCACAACCAAUCCUAUUAGAACUCAGCAUCCUGGCUUAUCUGAGCAGAUCCUGGAAGUGAUUUCUGCAGCUCAGGAAUUUUUUAAAGCUAAAUUGAAAAUACAGGUUUAUUUUAUGGGAUUUUUCCCCUUUGCAUUUCAUUUUUCUGCACAAAGAAGGAGGAUUUUUUCUUUUCACUUGUUCAUGCAGAAGCCAGUUUUCUGAAGCCAGCUAAGGCAGCAUCGGCUGUGCAGGAUUUAAAGCUUCUAGUUCCGCUGAAUAAGGGUAGGAAAGGGACAAUAAAAGGAAAGGAAGCUGGGAGAAGACAAACAUCAUUUUUAUUUUGCUAUGUGGUAGGAACUGUGUAUGAGGAAAGAAAAUAUAGAACUGUUUAUCUUGAUCAGUUGCUUCUUAAGCCAAAAGAGAAAUUUUUUGGCUUUAUUCGUGGUGGUUGUUUUAUACAAACCUCUCCCAACCCUAACGCUUUGUUUCAGAGCUUUGGGCUUGAAAUUUUUUUAGUGAGGUUUUCUUUCUUUCUGUGGGGGGAAGUGUGGUGUGUGUUUGUGUAUAGUGUGUAGCUUGUGUGUGUUGUGGUCCCAGCUGAGUCAUCAUGUCUGCUCUGACGCCUCCGACCGAUAUGCCAACUCCCACCACUGACAAGAUCACACAGGCUGCCAUGGAGACCAUCUACCUUUGCAAAUUCCGAGUGUCCAUGGAUGGAGAAUGGCUCUGCCUUCGAGAACUGGAUGACAUCUCACUUACACCUGACCCAGAACCUACCCAUGAAGAUCCCAAUUAUCUCAUGGCUAACGAACGCAUGAACCUAAUGAACAUGGCCAAGCUGAGUAUCAAAGGCUUAAUUGAAUCAGCUCUCAACCUGGGGCGGACUCUGGACUCUGACUAUGCUCCUCUCCAGCAAUUCUUUGUGGUGAUGGAACACUGCUUGAAACAUGGCUUGAAAGGCAAGAAAACAUUUCUUGGACAAAAUAAAUCCUUCUGGGGACCUCUAGAACUAGUAGAAAAGCUUGUUCCAGAAGCUGCAGAAAUAACAGCAAGUGUUAAAGAUCUUCCAGGACUUAAGACACCAGUAGGCAGAGGAAGAGCCUGGCUUCGUUUGGCAUUAAUGCAAAAGAAACUCUCAGAAUAUAUGAAAGCUUUGAUCAAUAAGAAGGAGCUCCUCAGUGAAUUUUAUGAACCUAAUGCCCUCAUGAUGGAAGAAGAAGGAGCCAUAAUUGCUGGUCUGUUGGUAGGACUAAAUGUCAUUGAUGCCAACUUCUGUAUGAAAGGAGAAGAUUUGGACUCUCAGGUUGGAGUUAUAGAUUUUUCGAUGUAUCUCAAGGAUGGGAACAGCAGUAAAGGUAGUGAAGGAGAUGGUCAAAUCACUGCAAUACUAGACCAAAAGAACUAUGUAGAAGAGCUCAACAGACAUCUGAAUGCUACUGUAAACAACCUUCAGGCAAAAGUGGAUGCAUUAGAAAAAUCUAACACAAAACUGACAGAGGAGCUUGCAGUUGCAAACAACAGGAUUAUUACCUUGCAAGAGGAGAUGGAACGAGUUAAAGAGGAAAGCUCCUAUAUACUGGAAUCCAAUCGAAAGGGUCCAAAGCAAGAUAAAACUUCAGAAGGGCAAGCACUGAGUGAAGCAAGAAAGCAUCUAAAGGAAGAGACACAAUUACGACUGGAUGUUGAAAAAGAGCUGGAGAUACAGAUCGGGAUGAGACAGGAGAUGGAAUUGGCCAUGAAGAUGCUGGAGAAGGAUGUCUGUGAGAAGCAAGAUGCCCUGGUGUCUCUACGGCAGCAGCUAGAUGAUCUCAGGGCUCUCAAGCAUGAACUUGCCUUUAAGUUGCAGAGUUCAGACUUAGGAGCAAAACAGAAAAGUGAACUAAACAGUCGCUUGGAAGAGAAAACUAAUCAAAUGGCUGCUACAAUUAAACAACUGGAACAAAGUGAAAAGGAUUUGGUGAAACAGGCAAAAACCUUAAAUAGUGCAGCAAAUAAACUGAUCCCAAAACAUCAUUAAGCAUUUUGUAGUUGGUAAUCUUGCAAGUCUCCUAGCACAGCUUAAUUGUUAAAGGAAGGAAUCUGAAAGUUACUAGGUUUAAACUCUGGUUCUAUAUAACAUGCCACCAAAAAUUGACUUGGAAUUUCCUGGACUU
Elephantulus edwardii (Cape elephant shrew) is the source of this 2161-nucleotide messenger RNA. It is a transcript of the gene RUFY3, whose product is annotated as RUN and FYVE domain containing 3. The transcript has 13 exons. The coding region runs from base 616 to 2025 and encodes 469 amino acids. Gene Ontology annotation, cellular component: cytoplasm. NCBI's taxonomy places the organism in Eukaryota, Metazoa, Chordata, Mammalia, Macroscelidea, Macroscelididae. The record is from RefSeq and is a predicted model, not a curated record. Gene Ontology annotation, biological process: regulation of axonogenesis.